AUGGUCCACUUAUAUUCCCCGAAUUCAGCCAGGCAACAGGCCAUCACCCAGUCCAUCCUCCAGGACCUUGUGGUUGGAUGCUGUCUCCCCCUGUCUAUCAUCGAAAACCCACAUUUUAGACGCUUCCUGAAUGUCCUGGAUAGCAAAUACACUCCCAUGUCUAGGACCAGCUUGACAGAGAAGUUGAUACCUCACCUUGUCACUAAAGUUAAGGGAGACAUAAUCAAAGCCCUGGACGUCCAGUCAAAUGUUGCAAUAACAGCAGACCUCUGGUCUGACCGGAGGCUUCGGUCCUUUCUGGGAGUUACCGCUCAUGUUGCUUGCAAGGACAAGGAUUCUUACAGUUUAAAAUCAUUUUUGCUAGACUGUAGGCGUUUCACAGGGAAGCACUGUGGGGAACGAAUUGCCUCAGCAUUUGACAACAUUGUUGAGGAGUAUGGCGUUGGGCAUAAAAUAAGCUACAUUCUGACGGAUAACGCGUCCAAUAUGAAGCGGGCCUUUAAAGUGAGGAUGCCAGAAGUAGAGCAGCCUGAAGGUGACAGCAGUGAUGACCUCGAUGAUGAAACAAUGUGGGAGGAUGCAGAACAUGUAGAGCCAUGGUCAUCAGGUGAACGUCUUUCUUGCUUCGCCCACUCGCUGCAACUCGUCAUCAAUGACGGGAUGAAAGAGGUAAAGGCAAUAGCUAGAGCCAUUGCCAAGGCCAGUAAAUUCACAACUCUGCUGCACAGCAGUAGCAAGCAUAGGGACAUGUUUGAGGCCCACUUUGGCUCUAAUAAGUCUAUCCCAGCAGCAAACAACACCCGCUGGAAUAGUACCUAUAAGCAGUUAAAGGCUCUCACCACACUUGACCACCGGAGCAUCACAGAAAUGUGCAGUGACACAGAAAAUUUAGUGUUUUCAAUCCGAGAAUGGGCUCAGCUGACUGACCUUUGUGCUUUGCUCGAGCCAUUUUCUGAGGCAACUGACCUCACGGAAGGAGACACUGCUGUUACUAUCAGCAUGGUGGUCCCCACCAUUCUGGACUUACGGACGCAUCUCAUCAAGAUGGAAGUGCACCUGCCGCAGAUUGUGACAAUAGUCAGAGCGAUGAAAAAGUCUUUAGAGAAGAGGUUCUCAGGAAUUUUCAGAAGGAUCAACAUGGACGAGGGAGAUCCGGAGCAACCAUUUAAUCAUCGCAUCUACUUUCUUGCCGCCAUGCUUGACCCCCAGUUUGGAUUGAGUUGGGUAGAUUUAGACGUCCAAAAUGGUGAAAGCGGUCCAGCACUGAAGAGAUUCAGAGAUGACCUUAAAAAAUCAUUAACAGACCUUUUGAUCACAGAGGUAGACAGAGAUGCAACUGCAGCAACAAUAGCAGAAGACACAGAAGAAUCACAUAGUGACUCACCGCCGCCCCUGAAACAUCAGCGUCUUCUUUCACGCUACAAGGCUUUUAAGUUGAAACGUAGCACAACCCAGGACUCGAGCAUUGAUGCACAAAUAAGCAAGUACCUAGACAGCAUAAAUGACAUUGACUGUGAUGCACUGACCUUUUGGUCAAAAAACAAAGAACGUUUCCCCAAUCUACAUGAUGUUGCCUUGAAAGUUCUCUCUGUUCCUGCCUCUUCUGCCCCAGUUGAGAGAGUUUUUAGUAGAGGAGGCAUUCUAAUGAGACCCCACCGUGCACGGCUAGGCCAUAAGAUGUUGCAAUUUUUAAUUUUCCUGAAGUGUAAUCAAGCACUGUUUUAAAGCACACACAGGUGCGUGAGGGGGCGUGUCUUCACACUGGUUUCUUGGUUCCCUAACCAUAGAACAAUUUGUUCUUCUCAGCUAAUCCACACUGGUUCCGCACACAUGAUAUAGUAUAUGCCUUUCAUUUUUGAUGUAUUAGUUUAUCAACUUGUUCUUUGUCUAUAGUACCUGUGCUCUAUGGUUCUUGCACCACUGAACAACAUGAUUGAUUUCAUUGACAGUAUGAUUUAAUAACAUGACACUGCAAGUGUCAGAAUCUUGUAAGCUCUUAUUCUUAUUAAUAUACAAUUUGAUGUACAGUUUUUGAUGUAUUAAUAUUUAGUAUUUGUAUUUUACAUUUGUUUGAUGAAUUUGUGUCUUUAAUCUGUGU
Molecule: messenger RNA, 2098 nt
Organism: Labeo rohita (rohu)
Lineage: Eukaryota; Metazoa; Chordata; Actinopteri; Cypriniformes; Cyprinidae
Product: zinc finger BED domain-containing protein 4-like
Exons: 2
Coding region: 1-1725 (574 amino acids)
Molecular function (GO): protein dimerization activity
Source: RefSeq, a predicted model, not a curated record